AUUCCUUCCAGUCACUCCUUUGAUACACUUCUUACACAAUGUACAUCGCCGCCCUCGCCCCCCUUUUCCUCUCGACAGCGCUGGCGCUGCCCGCCCUCUCGCGCCGCGCGCAGUCGGCCACCUCCCUCUGCGGGGAUUACGACUACAUCAUCCUGCAGGACACCCCGUGGAUCGUAUACAACAUGCUCUACAACGCCGCCGAGACGGUCGGCACGCAGUGCACGGAUUACGACUCGCAGACCACCACGGCGAACGGCACCAAGGAGGUUGUCUGGAGCAGUGUGACGGAUAUUGAAUACGUGGAGAGCACCAACAACGUCCCCAAGGGGUAUUCGUUUGUGGGUCUCACUGAGAACCUGGAGACCAAGAUCUCGGCCAUCGCCUCGAUUCCGGCGGAGUAUACUUGGACCCGGACGAACACGACGACUUUUAAGGGCAACACCUGCUUCGACUUCAUGACCAACGACGUCAAAGGCGACUCCACCUCCGCCUCCUCGCACGAGCUGAUGCUCUGGCUGCAGUACGAGGGCGGCCAGCUCCCCAUCGGCUGGAGCAGCGGGGCGGUCGCCACCGUCGACGACCUGUUCGGCACCUCCUGGAAGCUGUACGAGGGAGUCAACGACGACUCGGGCAUCACGGUCAGCUCGCUGCUGCCCGACACCCAGUUCGAGGGCAGCUUCGAGGGCGAUCUGCGCGAGUGGUUGAUGGCCAUGGUGGACUUGGGCCGGUUUACGGAGGAGACGUAUGUCAAUGUUGGGAAUGCGGGGACGGAAUUCUUCUAUGGGAAUGCGGUGUUGAAUGCGACGUUGGGGUUGGAGAUCGAUCUGGCUUGAUCAAUGGAUUGGAGGUUGCAAGGAGAGGAGGAGGAGAAGUGUGGGGGUUUCUGUAUGGCUAGAAUGCAAGUCUGUGAUUGUAGAGAGUUUAAAUUUCUAUGCUGCCACACUGGUGGCGGCUCUCGC
Molecule: messenger RNA, 959 nt
Organism: Aspergillus saccharolyticus JOP 1030-1
Lineage: Eukaryota; Fungi; Ascomycota; Eurotiomycetes; Eurotiales; Aspergillaceae
Product: putative endoglucanase-1 precursor
Exons: 4
Coding region: 39-833 (264 amino acids)
Biological process (GO): polysaccharide catabolic process
Molecular function (GO): cellulase activity
Source: RefSeq, a predicted model, not a curated record